This is a messenger RNA of Sipha flava (yellow sugarcane aphid), 336 nucleotides long. RefSeq lists its product as uncharacterized. NCBI's taxonomy places the organism in Eukaryota, Metazoa, Arthropoda, Insecta, Hemiptera, Aphididae. The transcript is spliced from 3 exons. The record is from RefSeq and is a predicted model, not a curated record. The coding region runs from base 1 to 336 and encodes 111 amino acids.
AUGGGACAAUUGUACAUAUCUCGAAGAGAUAUGUGCUACUUUGUAGUAUACACUUCAAACUGGAUACAUAUUGAAAUAAUUAAAUAUGACAGUUCAUUUUGGGAAAAUAAAAUGGUCAACAAAUUAAAAAUAUUUUAUAACGAAUGUUUGCUCCCAGAGAUUGUCAAUCCAUUAUACCCUAAACGUAUGCUCAAGGCAGAUAUAAGAGAAUCGGAGAUAAUAAAAAAUAGUUUAAGAAAAGCAGUAAAUGAUUAUUUAUUAAUGAGAAAUAGUAGUUAUACAUUAGUAAGUUAUAAAUUAGGUAACUAUUCAACUUCACACUGUAGUAAGCCCUAA